UGAAUUCGUUUUUUUCUUGUCUUGCCUUUCUUUUCUGCUGUGGGAGGGUAUCGACUAUGAGGGUAGGUGUGACUGGCACUUGCGUGUAUCGUUAAUGCAUCUUGCAAGAUGCAGUAGUGGACAGACACGUUAUUUUCUUGUAUCUGUAGACUUUCAGAGGGCAAAAUGUUGCACUGGGCACAGUUCUAACACGAUCGGUAGGGUUUUGCAUAGUGUUUUUGUUUAGAAGUGAAACGAAAGAAACUGAGAGCAGCCCCCUGGAGGACAUACGUGCUGCUCAGUUUCUUGUGCUUUGCAGAGUUCCAGUGGAAGUAUCAGUGUGGAAGAUAUUCAAGAAUGUUUAUGUUUCUUUUGCUCGUAUUUCUUGCUGUAUAGAUAGGCACAGAAACGUGUAAUACAGUUGUGUUACACUUUCUCUUCUACAGCGAUGAAUUAAAACAACCUCUGGCAGCUGUGCGAAGCGGUGGCUGAAUUGGCUUUACAGCAUCCUCUCAUUUGUUUAGUUGUUCUGAGCUGAUAGGAGUCAGAGUUUGCUUACAACAAUAACAAAAUCUGUUUUUUAAAAGAGAAAUGUUGCCUGUCUCUUUUUGCAUGUGCUUUGGUUUUAUUACCUACUGGCACAGCAAUACUGAUCUAAACUUCAUGGAUAUAGAUUUCAGUAUUUUUUUGUUUAAUAUUACUGCUUAAUAUCACCAACUACUUACAUAAUAGCCUUAGUAACUUCAAUACAACCAAAUCCUUAAGUUUGGUGGCAAGACCAAUAUUAGUCAAGUAGAAUUUCUGCCUUGCAGACCUUGAUAGCAUCAGCUGUAUUAAAUCUAUACUUCUGGUUAAGUUGCACGUAACAUUUCUCAUGCUUCACAUGUAUCAAAACAAGAAGUAACAAGAUGUGAAUUAGAACAUUUCUAUCGUUGUCUGUGAAUUUGUGCUAAAGCGUUCUUUUUCAGUGUUGAAGUUCAGACAAGAAUCAGAUUUUGAGGCAUAAAAAGAGAGGUGUUACUUUAGUAAUGGUGUUUGGAUGCUUAUUUAUGUGAAGACUGUGUUCUAAGGAAGACACCAUAUAACUGACACAGAUGGAUGAUACAGAGCUUUCUGUGAAAGUGUUGAGGAAAUGAAUCGAGGAUCCUAAGCUGACUCUAACCUUGUGAGCAUUUAUGCAUGCAAUGAUGAUGUUGCAGUAGUUGCCCCUAAAUUGGGAAGUCAGUUUGGCAGUGCUUGGGUCCUCUUCUGAUCCUGCAUCUCUGAGUACGUGUGACCAUCCAAAAGUGGAGCAUGCAGAACUUAAAUAAGUUAUGUUGUGCCUUGAAUUCUGUGUGCUCUGUCCUUCAGAAGCAAAACAACUCAAGUUGUUUGAGAACUGGUACUAGAAGAUUUGAUAGAUUAUAUGGGAAUAAAUUGAAAUACAGAUUUCCCUUGUUAUAUUUAAAUAGCCAUUUUGGACCAACAAGUGGAUGGCAAGCCUUCUGUUACGCUGAGACAGGAUUUGAUUUUGCUUCUGACUCUAAGCAAGCAACGUUGUUGAUUACGUGUUGGGAAUGAACACAAACAUUUUGUUAGUGGCUGGGUACAGAGGACAAGUAUGAGAUUUCUUCACUUUCUGUACUGUUUGUACAUUCUGGGCUAGGCUAACCAAAACAGGUGAAUACACAUACACUGUGCCAUCUCCUGUGCUGUGACACCCUUUCAAACAACACUUAUCUCCUGAAGGAACUGACGGAACCAGAAGAUUUGGCAAGGUUGGGACUUCAUUCACAGAAGUGUGCAGCCCAGUCAUCAUUAUUCUGGAAGCAAUCACUUAGAAAUAAAGCAGAAUAUAUCUUUUAGAAUAUAUAGGCCCUGGUGCAUAAGAGCAUAAAGUCAGUGAAACUGACUUUAACUGGCUAUCUGCAGAAUCCAUAUCUCAAAUACAGCUAGAUUUUACUGAGAAUCCAAAAUUCAUUUUGGAGGAGACCCCGAGUUUGAUGUUGGAAUGACUUGGGUGACUACAAAUCCCAGGGAGCACUGCCAUCGGCAGGUUUGUGCAAGCGGAUUGGCAUCCUGCAGGGACCAAUGGCAGGCAGAGAAUUCAAGACAAUUCAUGUGUGUCAGCUCUCUGUAUUAAAAAGCGCUGGAGAGAGCUGCAGACCUGUGUGGAAAUCGCCUGUUUCCCCAGGCUACAUUUAAACCUAUUUGUGAGCUGGGUAUUGAUAUUAUAUUUUAAACCCGCUGUGCCUAAGCUUGAAAAAGCCUGCUGGACCAGCCCAGAUGGAUGCAAUUUUGAACUGCAGACUGGAUGAGUUGGAAGAUUACUACAACUUGCUCGGAUGUGAUGAACUAUCUACGGUUGAGCAAAUUCUUGCAGAAUUUAAGAUUAGGGCCCUUGAAUGUCAUCCUGACAAACACCCAGGAAACCCCAAAGCAGUGGAGAAUUUCCAGAAGCUGCAGCAAGCUAAGGAGGUUCUUAUUAAUGAAGAGAGUCGAGCACGCUAUGAUUACUGGAGGAGAAGCAAAAUCACCAUUCCUUUCCAGCAGUGGGAGGCUUUGAGCAGCUCUGUGAAAACGUCAAUGCACUGGGCUGUCCAAAAUAAGAAGGAUCAAAUGCUGGAAGCUCCUGACUUGAACAAUAGCAACAACUUAACUAAUGAGAUUUGGACCCAGAAAACUGAAAACAAUGAAGAUGGAUUGUCUGAUGGGAACAGAGAGCAAGAUGUUGCAAUUCCUGAUGUAAAACCACAGUCUUCAAAGAAUCCAGACUCCCCAAGAUUUUCAGAGGCAAACUACUGGCACUUACGUUUCCGCUGGUCAGGGGAUGCCCCAUCAGAUCUUCUGAGGAAAUUCAGAAACUAUGAAAUCUAAAAUGCAUAAUACACAGGAGUGUGAGGUCAUCUAAUCAACAAUUCAGUAUUUUUUGCAGUAGUUUGAAGUUAUUUGUAUUUUGUAUUCAUUCAUUGUGCUUUGAAUGUUGUCUGAAUAAAUGUAACGUCUGUAUCUGUUAACACACAUUCUAUGAGUAUUACAGGCAGAGGUCUGUUUUAAUAAGGUUCAGUAAGCAGAGCCCUUUUCAGUAUUAAUGUAGAGUGAUUUGGUGUAGCUAUCUAAUUUUUUGUAUGUUGUUUCUUGUGUUUUUAAAUACUGUGUAGUAAUAGUAAUUGUAUUCUCAGCGGAACCAAAAGUCAAUGCUAGAUUCCAAGAUAUUACUAUAUUAAAUGACAAUCUACCAAAAGCUGUAUGACAAUGAAUUUAAAACUGCUUGGUUCUAAACUAUGUACUUUGGUUUUCUAUUGCAUUGUACUUACUGCAGUGAUUUGUAAUGCAUGCAUUCACAAUACUAUUACAAGCCUAACUUGUUGGACAGUUGUAAUUUUGCAAUAUAAAUAAAGUAAGAACCUUGUUAUUAUCCAGCAGGUGACUGUAGUGGAUCAAGUACUCUCAAAAAUCACUUUCAUUCUAUCAUAAUAGGUAAGCUUUUUGCACCAAAUGCUUGUUUUAGAAGGCAAUUCCAGAGCCUUGCUUUAUUGGACAGAAACUCUUCUUGUUAAGAUUUGGUGGUGGAAAUCUGAUACCUCUAGUAUGUAUGCCAGCAUUGUCCUAGUGUAAUAGUUACUUUCUUCCCUUGGGUGGCCUCACAAACAGCGUACAAAAUCCUGAUAUGACCCUAAGUAUGAAGAAUCAGGCCAGCCUGCAUUAAUAUGUUUAAAAUCUUAUGUGAUAAGUUUUUGAAAUGUUGAGUGACUUCUCAAAUUCUGUGUGUGUAUUUUGCAUUUGCUUCCUUUUUUUGUAAUCCUGACUGAUACAUCAGCUAAUUGACAUUGUGUUUUUUGUGUGGGCAAGUGAUUCUGACAGCAACAAAUAAAACUACAUGCAUACAGAAAGGAUUCUCUU
Lagopus muta (rock ptarmigan) is the source of this 3861-nucleotide messenger RNA. RefSeq names its product DnaJ heat shock protein family (Hsp40) member C12 (gene DNAJC12). NCBI's taxonomy places the organism in Eukaryota, Metazoa, Chordata, Aves, Galliformes, Phasianidae. The transcript has 6 exons. The record is from RefSeq and is a predicted model, not a curated record. Gene Ontology annotation, cellular component: cytoplasm. The coding region runs from base 2245 to 2835 and encodes 196 amino acids.